This is a messenger RNA of Populus trichocarpa (black cottonwood), 1925 nucleotides long. RefSeq names its product vacuole membrane protein KMS1. The transcript is spliced from 8 exons. The record is from RefSeq and is a predicted model, not a curated record. Lineage: Eukaryota; Viridiplantae; Streptophyta; Magnoliopsida; Malpighiales; Salicaceae. The coding region runs from base 266 to 1537 and encodes 423 amino acids.
CAUAAGCAAUCCCAAGCACAAACCGACCGUCUCUGUCUCUGUCGAUGUCUCCUUCACGCUGAUGUUGCUUUCUUCUUUUAAAAGUUCCAGCAGGAGGUUGCUUUGCUCCUUCUCCAACACCGUCCAAUUUCUCGCUUCUCAAGGCUCUAUCUCUUCAUAAAUUCAGAACGACAACACGUAGAAUUUGAGAAGGUAUCGAAUUUUUUUGUCCAGGAGAGUGAAAGAGAAAGAAAGAGCGGUUGAUUUACGUUCUCCCCUUCAAUUAAUGGAGAUCCCGAAAACACAAGAGCAGGACAUCAACAAUAUGUCAAUUUGUAGAAUUAGAGAGAAGCAAAGAGAAGAAUUAGAGAAUCUAACGUUAGCAACACAGCCUAUAAAGACCUUUGCAUAUUUUGUAUUGGCUAUAGCUCAAUUUGUCCAGAGAUUGUUUGCAAAAAAGGGCUGGCUUUUGCUUCUGACUAGUGUCUUUAUAGGAACUAUUGGGAUUCUAGUCAUCACCAUAGAUGGCCCUUAUCAGGAGUAUGUCCUUGAACUUGUUAAUUAUCUUCGAUUUGGACUCUGGUGGUUGGCACUUGGUGUAGCAUCGUCGAUUGGUCUAGGAUCAGGUCUGCAUACAUUUGUUCUGUAUUUAGGUCCACAUAUUGCUCUAUUCACAAUCAAAGCUGUAAAGUGUGGCCGCGUUGAUAUAAAAAGCUCUGUAUAUGAUACGAUUCAACUGCAUAGUGGUCCUUCAUGGCUGGACAGAAACUGCACUUCUUUUGGGCCUCCAAUGUAUUCAUCACUGCAAGGCUCCCGAAUUCCACUGACCAGCAUUUUGGCUCAGAUUCAACUUGAGGCUGUUUUGUGGGGCAUUGGAACUGCACUAGGGGAGCUUCCUCCAUAUUUCAUAUCUAGAGCUGCUAGCAUGUCAGGUAGCAAGCUGGAAGUCAUGAAAGAAUUUGAAUCUUCUUCAGAACAAGAUAACACAAUCAUGGCCACUCAAAUGAAACAGAUUAAGAACUGGCUCCUUUCACAUUUGCAGUAUAUGAACUUCUUCACUAUUCUAGUUCUUGCUUCGGUGCCAAAUCCUCUUUUUGACCUUGCAGGUAUCUUGUGUGGGCAAUUUGGAAUUCCAUUUUGGAAGUUCUUCCUCGCAACAUUGACUGGAAAGGCAAUCAUCAAAACCCACAUUCAGACAGCUUUUAUCAUCUCAGUAUGCAACCAUCAACUCCUUGACUUAAUAGAAAAUGAGAUGAUUCGAUUGCUCAGCUUUGUCCCUGGACUCGCUACAGUUCUGCCAAAACUCGUUGCAAAACUACAAAUUAUUAGAAACAAGUAUAUGGCACCCACACCUACAGUUUCAAAUGUUGCGGUGGGAAAAUGGGACUUCUCAUUUGCUUCAAUAUGGAACACGGUCAUAUUGCUCAUGCUCACGACCUUCUUCUUUAAAAUUGUGACAGCAACUGCACAGAGCUUUCUCAAGGAACAGCAGGAGAAAGAGCUAGCAUUGUUCAACUCCUCUUCUGCAUCAAGCCCUUCCUCAUCCAAAACCAUUUAAGCAUUGCAAAAUUUCGCCACUAAUUCCACCACAGAUACUUCUCCUCUUUGUGGUAAUUUUAACUUCGGUGGCAGAAAUUUUUAUAUCUGUCACCUGUAUACAAAACAAGAAAGAAAGAAACACAGGAAAUAGCAGGUUAACAACCUUCAUUGUUGAGGUUCAAUUGCCAAUAGGGUCUUCCAAUCACUUCGUCAAAGGUGUGCUUGUCAGCCUAUCUUGCAUACCAAUAUUGAAAUGCAUGAUUAAAGCACAUAAAUUAAUUUAAUGUAAUAAAUGCACUGUGUGUAAUUAGACAACGUAAAACAUGAGAAACUUGAAUUUGCUUCAAUGCAAAUGCAAGCCAUGUUGUGUGGUACCAUAUUUAUGAAACAAAAUGUAUUGAUCCCUA